Messenger RNA from Melanotaenia boesemani (Boeseman's rainbowfish), 697 nucleotides. Its product is annotated as transmembrane protein 17A. The transcript is spliced from 4 exons. The record is from RefSeq and is a predicted model, not a curated record. The coding region runs from base 20 to 688 and encodes 222 amino acids. Gene Ontology annotation, cellular component: ciliary transition zone. Gene Ontology annotation, biological process: non-motile cilium assembly. NCBI's taxonomy places the organism in Eukaryota, Metazoa, Chordata, Actinopteri, Atheriniformes, Melanotaeniidae.
GUCACCACCUCUACCCACAAUGCCUGUGUUCUAUUCGCCUGUACCGGAGAACCUGCAGAUGGGCCUGGCCUAUAUGGGAGGCUCUGUGUUCACAAACAACAGGACAGCAGACAGUGACUUCACCAGGGAGCAGGAGGAUGCAUCUGUGGUCAAUGAGCUGGUGUCUCAUCUCCCCCUUCAGAUGCUUCUGUACUUCAACAUGUUUUACUUUCCAUGCUGGUGGUUUUCUGCUGUGUUCAUGUUGGAAGUAAAGUACUACUAUCUUCCUGGGUAUUACCAGGCCCUGCUCAUAACUGGGAUGGUUCUGGUCACGGUCAUUGAAGUGAUCCGGCUUUAUCUUGGUUACAUUGGCAACCUUAAAGAAAAGGUGCCAGAGCUGGCAGCCUUCUGGCUCCUGUCUUUCAUGUUCCAGCUGCCAGUGCUGCUGUUCUUCGUGACCGAUGAAGGAAUUAUCAUCCUGCCUCUGGAAAGAGCCGUCCACUCCCUCUACCUCAUCUUCCUGCUCUCGCAGAUACUGGCAUCUUUCUUGGCACUCAGGACCAUGACCCGAAAGCUAACCCUUCUCUUCCAUCUGCGUCAGUUUGGCAAGGUGGAGAGCCUGCACCACACGGGGAUGAGCCCCAUCUAUGGGAUCCCCUACCACCGCAGUGUGCUGCCCAUUUCAUCCACCCAUGAUAUGUACCAUUAGAACAGAAAU